This is a messenger RNA of Phytophthora infestans T30-4, 1149 nucleotides long. RefSeq lists its product as uncharacterized. The record is from RefSeq and is a predicted model, not a curated record. The coding region runs from base 1 to 1149 and encodes 382 amino acids. NCBI's taxonomy places the organism in Eukaryota, Oomycota, Peronosporomycetes, Peronosporales, Peronosporaceae. The transcript has 2 exons. Gene Ontology annotation, molecular function: metal ion binding.
AUGAUACGCGCACAGGAGGAUAUCCUAGAUUUCGCUACCAUUCGCCAGAUUAACUGGGACGUGCACCUUGGUGACCUGGUUACAGCUUGUGGAACAUUGCAACGCAAACGCCACGAACCAGGACACCAAGAUGGCUGGCUCUUCGUGCUGCACUCGAUUCAGGUGGACGAACUCUGGAGUCUGCGUCAUGAGGGCACCGUAUUCAGCUACACUGAUUGCACAAACCCAGACUCGACGAAUGCAUCGUCAGCUGCUGUAAAGGGAUCGUGGGUGUUGCUGCCAUCAUCAAAAGCAGGAGCAACGAAUAAGUACACCAACAUGGUCGUGCUCGACGGCUUCAAUGCCUGCAAGUACUAUUUCUCUUCUUCUGGCGGCGCGAAUUGCUUGCGUGGCGAACAAUGUCACUUCUGGCAUGGACGGCCAGAGGAGUUCGAGGAAAAUCGACGGCGUUGGAUGGCAAAGCGACUCGAGCAACGCGCUAAAGCUGCACAUCUUGCCGGUGAUAGUGGAGAUCCUCACUCUAAAAUCGACAAAGCGCAACGUAGCCGCAUUUUCUGCGACUGGCUUGUGGACUCACUAGGUGAGGAUAAUCUUGCUGCUGGAACAGGCGUCGUUGAUGUUGCUGGUGGCAAAGGUGAUAUUCCCAUUCAACUCUGGAUCGAACGAGGCAUCCCAACAACGCUUAUCGACCCCAGACCAAUGAAGCUCGGCAAAUACAAUCGUAAGCUUGUAGCUAAAGCCGAAUCUACUCAGGGUCGUAAAAUGAACUCUCAACUACUCCGUUGUCUCGACGAUGAAACAUUGAAGCUGCACUCAGAGCUGUUCACAGACUCUUCCGUCCUCGUUGGAAUGCACCCGGACGAAGCCACUGAAGCAAUCGUCGACGCUGCACUGACACUAGGCAAACCGUUUGCUAUCGUGCCUUGUUGCGUGAUGAGCCGAGUGUUUCCAGAUCGACAAUGCCAGGAUGGCACCCCUGUAGACACUUACGACACGUUCGUAAGGUAUCUCUUAGAGAAGCACCCUUCCAUUCAAAGGGAGUUCCUACCUUUUGCAGGUCGCAACCAGGUUCUUUACCUGUUCAAAUACAGCAACAAACGGGAACUAAGCGCUGACAGAGUCAAGACAGCUGUAAGUUCAUACAUGUAA